GACAGAGAGAGGGGCUGUGUUUCAGCAUGCGCGUGUGGCGUGUGUGCAUGUGUGUGAACCAGAGGAGGGGAGCUGUUUUCUAGCAUGCAUGCAUGUGUGUGCUUCCACCUUAUUUUGAAUGCACUCCCUGAGAGAGAGAGAGAGAGAGAGCGAGAGAGAGUCAUGUGUGUAGAAUGUGUCAAAGGGGGUGAAAUCAAACUGGCUGCGUGAAAUCAAACACAGUGUUCUCUGUGUCCAGCGAGAGGGAAGCAGAGACAGAUCCUAGGAGAAUGAGGCAAUGACAGUCACAUUUAACCAGUCUCAGGAUACACCAUUUGAAAUUUAUCAGGCCCCUGCAACGUCCUCAGCUCUGAAAACGAACCUUUAAAUGCACAGACUCUGUGCUUGGAUUGGAACUCCCUCAGUGUUCACAAACACUCACAUACACACACACACACACACACAAACAUACACAUGCACACAGAGACUUCCCUGUUCCGUUUCUGCUGAGGGCACAGAUUUUUUUUUUUUGUAGCCCGGUAUGAUCUCCAGACUGAAUGUGGCAUGCCUUUCUGCGCUAUAAUGCAAAUCUAACUCAUUUUGCAAAAAAAAAAAAAACCAAAAAUACACCAAUACAUUGAUACUGGAUUUGGAAUAGCUGCUUUCUGAAGAGGAGAAAAACCUUUGCGUGAUCAUCUCAGACUGUGAGUCACUGUGAACAAGUCAACAGCAGCGCUGCACCAGCGAAGGAGAACAUGACUUCACAUGGAAAACUUCGAAAGGAAAAGGGGAGUCUGGCAGAGUACGAGACACAAAUCAAAGAGGUGCGGGGUCAGCUCUCUGAGCAGCUCAAAAUCCUAGACACGCAGCUGGAGGUCAAGACACAGCAGCUGCAGGAUCUGAGCGAGUACCUGCGCAGACGGGGGGAGAUCGAGGCAGAGUAUGCCCGCUCCCUGGAGAAACUCAGCGAGAGGUUCACUGUGAAGACCAAGAGGAAGGAGCAGUUGGACCUGUCGGUGGCUCAGUGCUGGUCUGUUCUGCUGACCCAGACCAGGCAGGAGAGCCGAGAUCACAGUUCACUGAGUGAGCUUUGCUGCAACACACUCACACAGCGGCUUUCACACUGCAUAGAGGACACACACCGCCUGGCAAAACGGAGCAAGGAGGUGGGACUCCAGAUGCAGGAUGAGCUCUUGAAAGUCACCACAGAGCUGCAGACGGCUUUGAAAACUUACCAUCAGUACCACAUUGACUGUCUGGCUGCUGAGGGCAAGCUCAAAGAGGCCACACGACUGGAGGAGAAACAGACGGGCAAGUCAGCUGAUCUGGGGCUCAGCCAAUCAGGAGGGCAGAGGCGCAGUUCUGUGAAGAAAAUGGAGAGACUGAUGGAGAAGAGACAAGGCAAAGUACAGGAAACUCAGAUGAAGUGCACUAAAGCUCGCAACGACUACUUGCUCAACAUGGCAGCAGCUAAUGCCUCCAUGAAUAAGUACUAUCUGCAGGACAUUUGCACUCUGAUUGAUUGCACAGAUCUGGGGUACCACCUGUCUGUGUCUCGGGUUAUACGCGGUUACCUCUCCAACAGAAACCGAACUGUCCAGAAUACGAAAAAUGGCCUUCAGCAGCUAGACACAGCGGUGACUGGACUCAACCAGGGCCAGGACAGAGAUGCUCUGCUCCAAGCCCACAACACAGCGUUCUGUCUGCCCUUCCGCUUUCAGUACCAGCCCCACGAAGGAGACCAGGUGUGUGAGGUGAGCGCUGAAGGUCAGGUGAGGUAUGAGCUCGAGACCAGAUUCCAGCAGCUUCAGUCCAGACUGGCAUCAGUUACCUUGGAAACUGAGGAGAUCAGUAAGACACUUAAGACAACUCUCUCAAACCUUCUGGAGAGCGUCUGUGAUGAUGACUGCAACCCCACCCCUGAUGCCUCCGUCACCCCAUCAGUGGAGAACACAGCUGAAGGCACAGGAACCAAACCCAGCCUCGCCAAACGCAGAGCCAAUCAACAGGACACCGAGACUUUCUACUUCACAAAAGUGAAGGAGCAUGUAAGUGGCAGCUCUCUGAUCUCGAAGCUCCAAGCCAAGCAUGACCUAGUUAAAGAGGCCAUACAGAAAGCUGAGGCCAUUGAUAGCGAUCCCUCCAGAAUGCAACCUGGUAGGGCAGUGCGUGUGCGGAAAGCCAGGCCCUGCUCCCAGUACCACCACAAACUCUUCACUGGAGAUAUGCUCUCCUUCAUUCAGAGCUCUGGGCAACAGAUCCCCCUGGUGGUGGAGAGCUGCAUUCGCUUCAUCAACCUGCACGGUUUGCAUCAUGAAGGAGUUUUUAGAGUUCCUGGAUCACAGACUGAAGUCAAUCAUAUCAGGGAUGCCUUUGAAAGAGGAGAGGACCCUCUCACUGACAGCGAGAGUGACAUUGAUUCAGUGGCAGGGGUUCUGAAGCUCUAUUUCAGAGGUCUAGAAAAACCUCUGUUCCCGGAGCAGAGCUUUAGCCAGCUCAUGGAGUGUGUCCAGAUGGAAAACAUGACAGAAAAAGUAGUGCAGCUAAAGACCAUAGUCUCGUCCUUCCCCAGACCUGUCCUCAUAGUGAUGCGGUAUCUCUUCGCCUUCCUUCAUCAUGUCUCUCAGUACAGUGAUGAGAACAUGAUGCUGCCGUAUAACCUGGCCGUGUGCUUCGGGCCCAGUCUGCUCAGAGGGGUGGAGAUGGGUGGUGAUGAAGUGACACUGGCACCUCAGAUCAAUGACCUUGUUAAGACCAUGAUCAUCCAUCAUGAAAGCAUUUUCCCGGGGCCUUCUGAACUCCCGGGACCCGUCUAUGAGAAAUGCAUGACUCUAGAGCAGGAGUACUGUGAACCCAUCACAGAGGAGGGCGAGGGGGACGCUGAACAUCUUCCCAGUGAAGAUGAGUGGGAGGCUGUGGCCAUGUUUGAUUAUGUUGCUCGCUCUGCAGCCGAGCUGUCAUUCAAGCAGGGUGACCACCUCCUACUGCACAGCAAGGCCUCUGCUGAUUGGUGGAGAGGGGAAGUAGGAGGGGUAAAAGGCCUGAUCCCCCAUAAGUACAUCAGUGUGGUAGAGGGGGCAGAGCGUAAAGAGCGAGGGAAGAAGGAGGACAGCAGGGGGGGCAGCACAGGAAACCUAUCAGAUGAACAGCAGCUGCCUGAACUCAGCACUCGUAUGAGAGUGAACAGUGACAGCGCGUCUUUGCCCGGCCGGCAGAGGACAGGCAGCGGAGGCAGCAGUAUGGGUGGAGGCAACAGUGGGAGCGGAAGCCCCAUCCGGAAGAUCAUGCAGGUGCCUGAGGGACGACUCAUCUUUCCUCCUCAGACAACUGCGGUUGCACGCCAAUUCUCAGGUCAUCAGGAGCGCAGACACACUUUAGACAGUCUGAGGCCAGUUGGAGGACCAGCAGACAGACAGACAGUGCAUAUUGACAAGGAGGUCAGUCGGCAGAUGAACUCAGUGUUUAGGGAGCUGUUGUCCCGUCAGCCGCCUCUGGAAGCCUCGGGUUCGAACCCUCCUCCCUCCUCUCCUCCCGCUUCUGUCCCUUCGGUACCCUCCGCUGCUGCUCGACCUCCGGUGAAGAAGGGAGGCUUCGGCCUGCGCAGCAGAGGUCUCUUCAAAACCCAAGACCCACAGGACUGAGGGAGAGGAAGAGAUGAUAGAUGCGUGAAUCUGAGUAUGAGUGUUGUAGCAGGAACAGCAAACUCAUCACAGAUAUGAAUAUAUUUUUCCAGACAUUCAUUGUACGGUACUCUUUACGCCUUAUUAACUAAAGUGUAUUCAAAAGGUUUAAGUUGAAAGUGACUUAAUAUGGUUUUGUUUUACGUGAGACCACGUCAUUGAUCCUAUUAUUCGUUGUAUUUGUGUUUUAGCUUUGACAACAGUUAAUCUGGUCCUCAUUGAAGAAUCUCCCUCUUCCUAACUAGUCAUUCAUCGCAGUGAUGUCCAAUGUGUCUGACGUUUUUGACUGUAGUGUAGACUGUGUUCAUUGAUGAUGUAUUUAUGGAGUACCAGAAACCAAGUGUUGAGUCCCUCAAAGCACAUAGAUUCAGAAGGACAAGUGAAUUGUGGGAAUGAAGUCCAUGACAGACAGAGUCCACAUUGUUAUUUUAGAUGUAGAUGUGUCACCCUGAAUGUAGCAAGAGAUUUUUGAAGGCCGACGUUACCCUCAGAUGUUUACCAACCAAGAUUCUACUUCAUUGUGUUUAGUUUUUUUUUUUGUUGCUUUUUGAUAUGCAUAGCUCAAAUAGUUCAAGGUACGACAUGAUGCUCCAGUUUUUCUGUUUUAGAAGACUCAUUUGCCUUUUUUUUUGUAUCAUUUGCUAUUUAAUUAUUAUUAUUGUUAUUAUUUACAUUUAAUUGCAUUGCUAUUUUUACAAUUGCUUGCAUUACUGUAUUUGCAUUUGCAUUGUAUUAUUCUUUAAAAAGCAUUCUAUCAUAAAGGAACCAGCACACAUGCGUGCAAACACACUGACGCGGAUAGUCUCGUGUGGCAACAGGUGGAGUGGCCAAACUAAGCACAGCCCUGUAGCCGCUUUUACCCCUACGGCUCCAUUUUCUCUCAGUCACAUACAAAGACUGGAAAGACAACUGUGAAGACAAGUGCCACUCAGAGCAGCUCAGGAACUGUCCAACAGAGAACUGACUGGAGAAAAGCUCAAACUGUGAAACAGCACAUAUAGUCGCAGGAAAAACAAUGACACUCACUUUCUUUUUGCUGCACAUUAGUGCUCCUGGUCACUGGUCUCCGUCGACGUCCAGCCCGUCACCCAUGCAUUCCCUUUAGCAGUGUGUGUCUCUGGUAGAUGAUGUCAUCAUUGAUGUGUGGAUUACAAUAAUAUCAAAAUAAAUUAUAUAGAUUCUAAAAUA
Molecule: messenger RNA, 4847 nt
Organism: Carassius gibelio (silver crucian carp)
Lineage: Eukaryota; Metazoa; Chordata; Actinopteri; Cypriniformes; Cyprinidae
Product: SLIT-ROBO Rho GTPase-activating protein 3
Exons: 24
Coding region: 735-3620 (961 amino acids)
Biological process (GO): negative regulation of cell migration; signal transduction
Cellular component (GO): cytoplasm
Molecular function (GO): protein binding
Source: RefSeq, a predicted model, not a curated record